AUGCCCAUCCCUAUUCGAGAUGAUCCCCCAUCAUCACCCCAGGUGAUGAACGCUUUUUACAGACGAUUGUUCCCUUACCGGCCUUUCUUCUUAUGGUUAAACCAGGAUCAAGUUCCAUCAAAGCUCUUCACCCACCGAGAGUUUGCCUUCACUCUAGCAGGAGACGUGUACAUCCGAUACAACUCUUUCCACACUUCUGACGAGUUCAAAAAGGAAUUGAUACGUUUGAAUCCUUCAAGAUUCGAAAUUGGACCUCAAUACUCGGCUAGGCCAAGAGAUAGAAAAACCCUCGCUGCAGGAGCAUUACAACCUCAAAGAAGAGAGCUGGUCUUCGAUAUUGAUAUGACGGAUUACGAUGAGAUACGAACGUGCUGUACAGACAAGAAAAUAUGUAAGAGGUGUUGGGGUUAUAUAGCUGCUGCUGUGAAAGUCUUGGAUCAUGCUUUAAGGGAAACAUUCGGAUUCAAACAUCUCUUAUGGGUGUAUUCCGGUCGACGAGGUAUACAUUGUUGGAUAUCCGACCCAGCAGCUUUAGACCUCAAUGAUGAUCAACGUAAAUCCUUGGUUACAUUUUUGGAAGUGAUUAAAGGUGGUAAAGAACAGGCUAAGAAAGUUAAUGUGAGAGGUAGUAAGGACGAUGCGGAUUUACAUCCUGUUUUGAACGAGGCACUGGAGAACCUGAAGAUGGAAUUUGUAAAACUGGUUUUGCAUGAUCAGGAUUGUUUUGCCACGGAAAGAGGAUGGGAAGCUUUGUUGGCUAUUUUACCCCAAGAUCGAGAGGUUAUCGGUAAUCUGAGAAGAGAAUGGCAGAGCGAUCCCACGAGAUCCAGUGUAGAUAAAUGGGGGGAUCUCCAACAAGCAGUAGGAGGAUUGAAGAAAACUAAUCAACUGCUAUUUAGAAAAUACGAAAAGGCAAUGCAAGAUGUGAUCCUCCAAUAUACAUACCCCCGAAUCGACGCGGAAGUAUCCAAACAUCGAAAUCACUUGUUGAAAGCUCCUUUCUGUGUUCAUCCCGGUACGGGUAGAGUCUGUGUACCUGUUAAUCCGGACUUGGUAGAUGACUUUGAUCCCGAUACUGUCCCUACCGUUGGUGAACUGUUGAGUGAGCUGGAUAGAGCGGCGGCAGUAGAGAAUGGCGAAGCGGGCAGUCAACGACGGAUAGAGGAAUACGAACAAACCUCUUUGAAACCUUAUGUAGAGAUGUUUGAGAAGCAUGUAGCGGCGGUAUUGAGAGAUAGUAGAGGUGUUAAGCGAGCUGCCAAACAAGAAACUAUGGAUUUCUAA
Messenger RNA from Kwoniella botswanensis, 1284 nucleotides. RefSeq lists its product as uncharacterized. Gene Ontology annotation, biological process: DNA replication, synthesis of primer. Bases 1 to 1284 code for a protein of 427 amino acids. The record is from RefSeq and is a predicted model, not a curated record. Gene Ontology annotation, cellular component: alpha DNA polymerase:primase complex. Lineage: Eukaryota; Fungi; Basidiomycota; Tremellomycetes; Tremellales; Cryptococcaceae. The transcript has 10 exons.